Messenger RNA from Phaethon lepturus (White-tailed tropicbird), 1406 nucleotides. RefSeq names its product unconventional myosin-X-like. Gene Ontology annotation, molecular function: microfilament motor activity; actin filament binding; ATP binding. The transcript is spliced from 12 exons. The annotation marks the transcript as partial. NCBI's taxonomy places the organism in Eukaryota, Metazoa, Chordata, Aves, Phaethontiformes, Phaethontidae. Gene Ontology annotation, cellular component: vesicle; cytoplasm; myosin complex. Gene Ontology annotation, biological process: actin filament organization; vesicle transport along actin filament. The record is from RefSeq and is a predicted model, not a curated record.
GGUGCCAGGGUAUGGCUGCGGGAGCAGGACCAGCUGCAGCCAUGUACUGUUGGCUCAUGUGCCAAUGGAAACGUGCUCUUCACCUCAGAUUAUGGCACGGUAUUCCAGUACCCCAAGGCCUCUCUUUCCAGAGAAAAGGUCUUGCCAAUGCACCAGACUAGCAUUGAUGGGGUAGAAGACAUGUCCAUGCUGGGAGAUCUGCAUGAAGCUGCCAUCCUGCUUAACCUGCACCAGCGCUACCAACAGGGUAACAUCUACACAAACAUUGGUUCCAUCCUGGCAUCAGUAAAUCCCUACAAACCCAUCCCUGGUCUGUACGGUGUGGAUGCCAUAGACCUGUACAGACAGCACCGCCUGGGUGAGCUGCCUCCCCAUAUCUUCGCCACCGCUAAUGAGUGCUACUGCUGCUUGUGGAAGCGUCAUGACAGCCAGUGUGUUCUGAUAAGCGGAGAAAGCGGAGCUGGAAAGACUGAGAGCACCAAGUUGCUACUGAAAUUUCUGUCAGCCAUGAGCCAGACCUCCCUCGGGGCCCCUGCGUCUGAGAAGAGCACUCGUGUGGAGGAAGCCAUCCUGGAAAGCAGCCCCAUUCUGGAGGCCUUUGGAAAUGCCAAGACAGUUUAUAACAACAACUCUAGCCGCUUUGGCAAGUUCAUCCAGCUGCACUUCUCUCAACAUGGACACAUCCAGGGAGGCCGAGUAACUGAUUAUUUACUGGAAAAGAACAGAGUGGUACACCAGAACCCCGGAGAGAGGAAUUACCACAUCUUUUAUGCUCUGUUAGCUGGUGUGAAUGGGGAGCAGAAAGAGAGCCUCUCCCUCUCUGAGCCAGAGACUUAUCGCUACUUGAAUCAGUCUGGUUGUGUGACUGAUGAGAACCUGAAUGACAUAGAGAUGUUCAGUAAGGUCAUGACUGCUAUGAAGGUGGUGGACUUCAGCACUGAAGAAAUCAGAGACAUCUUCAAACUUCUUUCUGGCACGCUUCAUCUGGGAAACGUUGAAUUCAUGACAGCUGGCGGGGCCCAGAUUACAACAAAAGCGGUGCUCAACAUUGCCAGUGACCUCCUGGGCUUAGAUGCUUUCCAGCUUUCCGAAGUACUGACACAGAGGUCCAUGAUUCUGCGUGGGGAAGAGAUCAGCUCCCCUCUCACUGUAGAGCAGGUAACUGACUCCAGAGAUUCCCUCUCCAUGGCGCUGUAUUCCCAGUGUUUUUCAUGGCUCAUUAGCAAGAUUAAUACGAAAAUCAAAGGCAAGGAAAACUUUAAGUCUGUGGGCAUCCUGGAUAUCUUUGGCUUCGAGAACUUUCAGGUGAAUCGUUUUGAGCAGUUUAACAUUAACUAUGCAAAUGAGAAACUGCAGGAAUAUUUCAACAAACACAUCUUCUCCUUGGAGCAACUGGAGUACAACAG